Molecule: messenger RNA, 210 nt
Organism: Aureococcus anophagefferens
Lineage: Eukaryota; Pelagophyceae; Pelagomonadales; Pelagomonadaceae
Exons: 1
Molecular function (GO): calcium ion binding
Source: RefSeq, a predicted model, not a curated record
AUCUCGCCGGAGAAGCUCGCGGAGAUCCGCGAGAACUUCGACGAGUUCGACUCGACGGGCGACGGCGAGCUCACGGAGUCGGAGUUCCACAGCGGGCUGACGUCCGUGGGCAUCGCGAUGUCCAAGGAGAAGGUCCAGGAGAACUUCGAGAAGCUCAAGGAUCCCGACACGGGCCGCAUCGUCUUCGAGACGUUCCUGCCCUUCAUGGAG